AUUUACAAAGGAAGAAGAAGACCGCCAUCUUCGUGAGGUCGAAAGGCUCAGUGAUGCCCAGACAUUGCUCCGCCGCAGGCUGCAAUUCACGUGACACCAGAGAUGCUCGGAAAGCUGGUCUCACUUUUCACAGGUUGCCAAAAAGGGGCAAUCCUCGGCGUGCCACCUGGAUUCUGAAUUCUCGUCGCAAAGGUCCUGAGGGAAAAGGGCAGUGGGAUCCUCAGAGUGACUACAUCUAUUUUUGCUCUAAACAUUUCACCCCUGACAGCUUUGAACUCUCUGGAGUCAGUGGCUAUCGCAGACUGAAAGAUGAUGCAGUACCCACAGUGGUUGAAACCCCAUCUUACCAAAGAGGCAAGACCUCCAGGGGAAGAGGCAGGCCACGAAAUGUGGAAAGACAGAUGAGGACAAAGAAGCGUACUGAAAAUGAGGGAAUGGACAGUAAGGAGGUUACAAUCAACGAGGCUUUCGUACAGAAUGUGACUGGUGAAGGGGAAGCUGAGAAAUCCAAGACAGCCAAUGGGGAACAGGGAAAUGAGCAAAGCCCUCAACUUUCGUCUGAAGAUGUUCAGACCAAUAAGACAUCACCAAAUGAUCAACCAACAGACGUCGUUCCCAAUCCAACUUCACCACGGCCCCCUUCUCCAUCCUGCUACAUGAGGCGCCUCCCUCCUCCUCCUGGCUUCUACCUGGCCAAAGAGCACAACUAUGCUCAGCUGUGCCCCCUAGUAUGGCGCAAACGUUAUGAUAAAGCCAUUGACAACUUAGAAAAGGCACUACGUUUGCUUAGUGCUGCCCGCCGCCGGGAAAACCGCCUACGGCUUACGCUGCUGCGCCUCCGAGAGAGCAAGCUAAAGAGCACUUUAUCCCGAAUUCAAGACAGCAGCCGAAGGAAGGAGGGUCAGGGAGGCCGAGGUAGGGUUUCCAUCUUGGCUCCUCAGAGUGGGAAGACUGCAAGAAUAGACACAAGUGGAACUCCUGAAGGACUGGAGGAGAGUGAGAUAGAGGGUACAACUGAAGACAUGGAGCUUUUCACUGAAGAGGGUUGGAGAAGGCCAGCGCCCACAGCAAAAGAGAGAGUACCUGUAGAAGAAGAGGACGGAUGCUGUUUUUACUGUGGACGGGGUAGAGAAGAUGAGGAAUCAAAAGAAGUAAGGGAUAGGCGAAUGUCUCACAGGGCCACAGAAAGCCAAGGGGCUCUUGGAAGUCAUAAACCUAAGAGAAUUCAAGAGGGCAAAAGGGAGAGAGGGAAGAUACCUGGUGUAUUCAUAGGUCGAAAGGCUGAGAGCACAAGAAAUGAUGCUCCUGCUGUAGAGCCAAAGGACUGUUACUUCUAUUACUGUGAAAAUGAUGCAAGUGAGGACCAAACAAGGACUGUCUCCUUGGAUUCACCUCCCCAGCAGAACGUAGAUGGAGAAGCUUCUCUGGAGCUCUGUGGCAAACCACUGCAGCAACUUACCCUGCUGCACCCUCAGACUGAAAUGCUCUUGCAGAUGCAUACGGUGCCUGGGCCUACACAACCCACAGUAACGCUACAGGAGGCAACAUCUCCACUUCAGCUGCAGCAGCUUCAUCUUUUGCAGCCCAGUGUGGGCCUUCAGCCAGGACUUCUCCUUCCAGACAUAACAACAAGGGAAGGGAACAUGUCACAAAGUGACCCAGAGGCAGGAAAUCAUAUUUAUGUGGUGCAAGAAAGAACAGACAGUCACUUGCUGCUGGUACCUGUUUCUACUGAUACCAGGGAGAGUAGUGGAGUCAGUGUUGACACCGUGCUUCAGAAUAUAGAAACCCAAUCGAUAUUGGUGACAGGAGAAGGCUUUCAGCAAGGACCCAGUGAAGAGGGGGAUACCCUAGGUGUUGAGAGUAACCUCAUGGGGUUAAGAAAUACUAGGUUGAGGGACAGUCAAAAUGGCAAUCAGUCAAAUCUGAGAGCUACAGCAGUGAGUGGAGAUGUCAGGCAGAGACUGAAGGAACAUCUAGAGGGGUUUCAGCUGCAGCUAAGCAGUGAAUUUGUCAAGGAUAUGUAACAAACCUCAUCAUGAUUUCCCAUUAAACA
Molecule: messenger RNA, 2056 nt
Organism: Colossoma macropomum (tambaqui)
Lineage: Eukaryota; Metazoa; Chordata; Actinopteri; Characiformes; Serrasalmidae
Gene: thap7
Product: THAP domain containing 7
Exons: 5
Coding region: 54-2027 (657 amino acids)
Biological process (GO): regulation of DNA-templated transcription
Cellular component (GO): nucleus
Source: RefSeq, a predicted model, not a curated record